This is a messenger RNA of Fragaria vesca subsp. vesca, 645 nucleotides long. RefSeq names its product two-component response regulator-like APRR1-like. Gene Ontology annotation, biological process: cytokinin-activated signaling pathway; phosphorelay signal transduction system. The record is from RefSeq and is a predicted model, not a curated record. The transcript is spliced from 4 exons. Lineage: Eukaryota; Viridiplantae; Streptophyta; Magnoliopsida; Rosales; Rosaceae. Bases 1 to 606 code for a protein of 201 amino acids.
AUGGAGGAGUGCAAGCAGAUGACAGGCCAAGCUAAGAGCAGGAACAGUGGAACUUCCAUUGAUCGUAGUCGAGUAAAAAUUUUGUUGUGUGACCGCGACGCUGAGAGUUGUGAAGAGGUUUCAACACUACUGACAGCAUGCUGUUAUCAGGGUACCUUUUCUGUAACAGUAAUAUCAGUUAGCUCAGCUGUGAAGGUUGUGGAUGCUCUCGAUGCAGAGUGGUCUUCCAUUGAUAUUAUACUUGCUGCAGUCGACCUCCCACUAGAAUCAAGCACUGCGAUGCUGAAGUAUAUCAUGCAAGAUAGACAUUUCAAAUGUAUUCCAGUAAUCAUACUGUCAACAAACCAAGAGUCCUCUUUUCUUCUCAAUUUCUUAAGAUUGGGCGCAACCGAUUACCUGGUCAAGCCAUUAUGCAUCGAUGAGAUACUGAACUUGUGGAUGCACAGCUGGAGGCAGCCUAAGGUACUUGACUGGUUGCCACAGAACAACUUCCAAACUUCAGGUCAAGAGAACAGCAAUAUCUUUGUCUGUAAUGACACCGAUGAGGAGUUCCUAGAGAAUACGAUGCAAAAGUUGUAUGUAUCAAAAAGGAACUUGAAAGAAUAGCUGAAAGUUAUGUUGCAAAUAAACUGUAGCAUAUAUGUG